Glossina fuscipes is the source of this 2009-nucleotide messenger RNA. RefSeq names its product probable ATP-dependent RNA helicase DDX55 homolog. The transcript is spliced from 3 exons. Gene Ontology annotation, molecular function: RNA helicase activity; ATP binding; nucleic acid binding. Bases 177 to 1994 code for a protein of 605 amino acids. Gene Ontology annotation, cellular component: nucleolus. NCBI's taxonomy places the organism in Eukaryota, Metazoa, Arthropoda, Insecta, Diptera, Glossinidae. The record is from RefSeq and is a predicted model, not a curated record.
CAAUAUCGAGAAAAUUUUCAGGGCGCUAUCAUCCUGUGCCCUAAUAAUAAAAAUAACAUAGAAAAUAUUAAGGAAAAGUGUAAAAAGAGAAUUUGCAAACACGUGGAUAAUUUCUUUACAAAAUAAAAAGUAGUAAAUAUUAAGUUUUUUUUUUGUAUAUUAAGUUUGCAUACAAAAUGUCACGUAAGAAGUGGACCUCAUUGGAAAAACCACCGUUAUCUAAGCCCGUAUUAGAGGUUGUUGAAAGUAUGGGUUUUGAAUUUAUGACACCUGUUCAGGCUGCUGCUAUACCGUUACUUUUGUCACGCAAAGAUGUUUCUGCGGAGGCUGUAACUGGCUCAGGAAAAACAUUAGCCUUUUUAGUGCCUUUAUUAGAAAUGUUAAGUCGAAGGCAUAAUGAGUCGCCGUGGACUCCCAAAGAAAUUGGCGCUAUAAUUAUCUCACCCACAAGAGAAUUGGCUUUACAAAUCUCGGAGGUAUUGCAAGUCUUUUUGACUCAUGAGCAGCUAAAACACUUACGUCAAAAACUUAUAGUAGGUGGAGGCAGCAUAGAAGAGGAUAUAAAAUCCGUACAGAACGAGGGGCCAACCAUAUUAGUAUGUACGCCCGGACGUUUGGAAGAUUUAUUCCAACGAACGGGUACCUUAAACUUAGCUGGCCGCGUCAAAAGUCUAGAAUUUUUGGUUUUAGAUGAAGCCGAUCGUUUAUUAGAUUUGGGUUUUAAAACAACUAUAAACAAUAUAUUAGGUUUUUUACCACGCCAAAGACGCACUGGAUUGUUUUCGGCCACCCAAACGACAGAGGUUACCGAUUUAAUAAGAGCUGGCCUUAGAAAUCCGGUAUUGGUUUCAGUUAAAGAGAAAUCCACUAUUAAUACUCCGUCACGUUUACAAAAUUUUUACAAGAUUGUAGAGGCUAGUGAUAAAUUUAUUGCAUUAUUGGAUUUCCUCAAUUCUCCUAGCAUUCAAGAAGCGAAAAUAAUGAUCUUCUUUCCGACUUGUGCUUGUGUGGAGUACUGGGCGGGAAUAAUGCCUCACUUUCUCAAGCAACGUUUAAUUUUAAGUACGCACGGCAAAAUGAAGAAUAAACGUAAAAAUGUGAUAGAACGUUUUCGGAAAGAGGACAGAGCUAUACUUCUAUGUACCGAUGUAUUGGCCAGAGGUUUAGAUGUACCCGAAAUUGAUUGGGUUAUACAAUGGGAUCCCCCUUCCAAUGCGGCAAGUUUUGUGCAUCGAGUGGGACGUACAGCUCGCCAAGGUAAUGAAGGCUAUGCUCUAAUAUUCCUCUUACCCAACGAAGAUGCGUAUGUGAACUUUUUGAAGAUUAAUCAAAAAGUGGAGCUAAACCCCUUAGGAAAUGAAAGCAGUCAGGGACAAGUAGACUUGAAGACAGUCUUGGCGAAGUUGCAUAAACUGCAAAUUAACGACAAAUCAAUUUUUGAUAAAGGCAUUCGAGCGUUUGUUUCCCAUAUAAGAGCCUACACGAAGCACGAAUGCAAUGCCAUUUUACGUUUGAAAGAUAUGGAUUUGGGUAAAGCAGCUACUGGUUAUGGAUUGUUGCAAAUGCCGCGAAUGCCAGAAUUGAAAACUUUAAAAGCGGAUAACUUUAUAGGACCAGAUUUUGAUGUAGAUGUACAAAAAUUAUCUUACCGCAAUCCACAGAAAGAACAAGCGCGUCAAGAAAAAAUCCGAGCCUAUGAAGAAACUGGUCAAUGGCCAACGAAGAAAAAACAUAAAAAACUUACCGAAUCAUGGGAGCAAAGUAAAAAAAAUAAAUUGGAAGGUAAAACUAAAAAAGAGCUUCGCAAAGCGAAGAAACUGCGUAAAAAGGAAACCGAGGCAGGUGAAGAGCAAAAAGGGAAAAAACGUAAAACGCAUUACACUCAGGAAGAUUUGGAACAAUUGGCAAAUGAUUUGAGAUUAUUUAAAAAAUUAAAAAGGAAUAAAAUUUCCGAUGAGGAUUUUUGUAAAGAAAUGGGUAUCGAAGAUGAAUAAGAAUAAAAACAAUAU